UGCCAGGUCUGGGAACGGUCCCCUUCUCCUUCGCCCCCUCGCUCAUCUCUGCAGAGCGCCUGUCGCUCCCGGGCCACCAUAAACCGCUGGGCAGGACCCGCUCCGAGCCCCUGCCCCAGAACCCCAAGGCCAUCCAGCAGCAACUGGUGUACCAGCAGCAUCACACCCAGUUCCUGGAGAGACUCAAGCAGCAGACGCAUCUGGGCAAGCGCAUGGCUAAAUCCAGCGAGAAGCCCCGUCUGCGGCAGAUCCCCUCCUCGGAGGACAUGGAGGCAGAGGGGACGCUCCCGGAGCCCGGGGCUGAGAGCGGCGACUUGGCAAGGACACGCGUGGAGCCCACGCGGCCGGGGAGCAGCGUGAAGGAGCCCGAGAGGACGCCGAAGAUGCUGCAGCCACAGGAGGAGCUGGUCCUACAGCAGGCGUAUCUCUGGGAUUCCUACCAGCGCGUGCAGCAGCAGCUCCUCAAGCGUCAACCCUUGGCCGACUCCCCCGUGGUCCCCACCAUCCACGCGGGGCACAGACCCCUCUCCAGGGCCCAGUCGUCUCCUGCCACCGCCACCAUCUCCCUUCCUGCCCAGGAUACAGCCUCCAAGCCGCUCUCCCUGCCCGUGCAGGAGCAGCCAGCCAAGCCACACUUCACCACAGGGCUGGUUUACGACUCGGUGAUGCUCAAACACCAGUGCUCCUGCGGCGACAACAGCAACCACCCGGAGCACGCGGGCAGGAUCCAGAGCAUCUGGUCCCGUCUGCAGGAGCGAGGGCUGCGCAGCCAGUGCGAGUGUCUGCGGGGACGCAAAGCCACCCUGGAGGAGCUGCAGUGCGUCCAUACCGAGCGGCACGUCUUCCUCUACGGCACCAACCCCCUCAAUCGCCUGAAACUGGACAACGGGAAGCUGGCAGGGAUCCUGUCGCAGCGGAUGUUUGUCAUGCUGCCCUGCGGAGGGGUGGGGGUGGACAGCGAUACCAUCUGGACCGAGCUCCAUUCCUCCAACGCCGCGCGCUGGGCGGCCGGCAGCGUCACCGAGCUGGCCUUCAAGGUGGCCACCCGGGAGCUGAAGGUAGG
This is a messenger RNA of Pterocles gutturalis (yellow-throated sandgrouse), 1063 nucleotides long. Its product is annotated as histone deacetylase 7-like. NCBI's taxonomy places the organism in Eukaryota, Metazoa, Chordata, Aves, Pterocliformes, Pteroclidae. Gene Ontology annotation, biological process: chromatin organization. Gene Ontology annotation, cellular component: histone deacetylase complex. The annotation marks the transcript as partial. The record is from RefSeq and is a predicted model, not a curated record. The transcript has 7 exons. Gene Ontology annotation, molecular function: histone deacetylase activity.